AUGGCUGCUACUAUCGCUCAAGACACCAUCGCUAGCAAGGAGGAAGGUCCUUCAUCCGAAUACGUCGAAGGUUUCGCAUCAACCAAAAAUGGAUUUGCCGUCCAUGAGUCUGGAAGAAGGACCCGUGAAGAAGAGAAUAUUGAGAGAAAGUUGGUCUUAAAGAUUGAUUUCUUUGUACUGCCAGUGCUAGCUGCAAUAUACUUCCUUGCUGCCAUGGACCGUGGAGACAUUGGGAAUGCCAGCAUUGCAGGCAUGAAACAAGCAUUGAACCUAAGUCCGAAUGAAUAUGCCAAUUCAGUGGCUUUCUUCUAUAUCGGUUACAUUGUGUUUCAACUUCCGGGGAAUCUCUUACUUAGGAAGAUAACACCUCCUAUGCAAUUGAGUGGCGCACUCAUUGUUUGGGGGACAUUCACUGCUUUGAUCUCGACAUCGCGUCAUUAUGCCGCCGUUGCCGGCCUGCGAGUUGCUAUAGGUGCUGCGGAGGCAUUUGUCCAGGCAGCACCACUAUACCUCACAUUCUGGUAUAAAAGGGAGCAACUUGCAUCUCGAGCCUCUAUAUUCUUUUCCAUGAUGGCGCUCGCCGGAAGUGCCAAUGGACUUAUUGCAUACGGUAUCACGGAAACACUCGCAGGGGCACAAGGAAUCUCAGCGUGGCAAUGGAUCUUCAUAGUCGAAGGUGCUAUCACUAUCGCAGUUGGUGUUUUUGUUUACUUUAUCUUACCGCCGGUUCCAGAGAAACUUCGCUGGGGGUUUAGUCAAGCUGAGAAAGAUAUGGCAUUGCGUCGCUCUCGAGAAGCUUUCAAUUCAGAAAAUGCUUCAGUAGUACCCCAUCAGCUUUUGGCAUUGUUGAAGGAUCUAAAGAUGUAUCUCUACAUUCUGCUUUACUCUUGCACCAACGUCAAUCUAGCUGCAGUAGCUGGAUUCCUUCCGAUUAUAAUUAACUCUCUUGGCUACAGUUCUGUGCGCUCUCAAGUCCUAACCAUACCAGUCUAUGCCUGCGCUGUUGUAGCCCUGUUGCUACUUGGUUUUUCAUCGGAUCACUUUCGGUUGCGUGGCCCAUUCCUUGCCAUUUGCUACAUAAUAAUUUCUGCUGGCUGGAUUAUACUUCUGGUUAGCAGCUCUGAUCAUGCCUGCUUAGCUGCCCUGUAUCUUGUGACGAUGGGAACCUAUCCAUCUGUUAUUCUAACGAUAGGAUGGAUGAGCUCGAACUUUAUCGGAUACACAAAACGAGCCGGGGCCUUGGCGGCCAUCAACAUGGUUGGCCAAUGUUUCUCCAUAGCAGGAUCCAAAGUCUUCGACGACCCUCCGGUAUACCGAAAGGGCAAAGCAUUUUCCUUGGCAUUCUCCUUGCUUGGCUUGAUUGUUUCAAUCGCAUUGGUCGUAUACCUGCGCUGGCAGAAUGCGCGAAAAUCUGCCCGCCAAAAUUCAGCUGAAGCUGCAGAAAAACGAGCUAUGACGCUGGAAGAGAUUUGUGAUGACCAUCCUGAUUUCAUGUAUUGGUUGUAA
Molecule: messenger RNA, 1506 nt
Organism: Talaromyces proteolyticus
Lineage: Eukaryota; Fungi; Ascomycota; Eurotiomycetes; Eurotiales; Trichocomaceae
Product: putative pantothenate transporter
Exons: 6
Coding region: 1-1506 (501 amino acids)
Biological process (GO): transmembrane transport
Cellular component (GO): membrane
Molecular function (GO): transmembrane transporter activity
Source: RefSeq, a predicted model, not a curated record